This is a messenger RNA of Kwoniella shivajii, 906 nucleotides long. RefSeq lists its product as uncharacterized. The record is from RefSeq and is a predicted model, not a curated record. Bases 1 to 906 code for a protein of 301 amino acids. The transcript has 4 exons. Lineage: Eukaryota; Fungi; Basidiomycota; Tremellomycetes; Tremellales; Cryptococcaceae.
AUGGCAGCCACCACAACUCAUCCCGCCUCUUCAGCAGGGAGCUCGAUCUUCGCCGCACCUCAAUGGGUUAAAUCAAUUUACUCAAAAUUUCCUCUAGUGGUAUUGGAACAAGAAGAUGAAGUGGAAUGGAAAGUGAGAGCAAGGGAGAGUCCUGAUCAUUCAGUAGAGUUGUGGAUACACCCACCAUCGAAUAUAUCUCACACUCAUUCACGCUCUUGGACUUCCUCUUCACCCACUUCACUUCGAACGCAUCUUCUUUUCCUACUUCGAGAAACAUCAACUCCAGUACCUGUUUCAUUCAGAUCGUGGUCUAACGAGUCAUCUGUCCCUGGAGGCACUCUACCUUGUUUACAUAUUCCCAAUCAGGAUAGACUAUUACCCGCUCAAGAGGUCAGAGGUUGGUUGGAAAGUACUUAUCCCUUGAAAGGGAAAGGGAAAGAAUUGCAAGGCCUUCCUUCUCAAGAGAUAUACGAUCGUGCACUUGCACUUUCCCAAUUGAUCUUAGGAAAUCUUUAUCCUGCUUAUCUAGCUUCAUUACCUAAACAAUCAUCAAUAUUUCCCCUAUUAUUCCCUGUUCCACCUCCUUUAUCAGCAGGCUUAACGACUCCACUACCAGCUUCUCUGACUGGGGAUUCUAGAGAUAUUGAUAAAGACGAAGUCAUACGUAAAGGUGUAGAAGCUCUAGAAGCUAUCGAAGUGAUUUUGGAAAGUACAAAAGAGAAAGAUGGAUGGUUAUUCGGUUCAAAAUAUCCGACUGCAAUAGAUGCUUUAGUCACUUCACAUAUACAUGUGAUGUAUUCUUUACCUCAAGAAUCGGUUCUAAGAAAUACGGUAGGAUCGAGACGAAGUAUCGGAGAAUACGUCGAAAGAGUUUUAGAUUAUGCAGAGAAAAGAAUCAGAGGUUGA